This is a messenger RNA of Pseudozyma hubeiensis SY62, 954 nucleotides long. RefSeq lists its product as hypothetical. Bases 1 to 954 code for a protein of 317 amino acids. The record is from RefSeq and is a predicted model, not a curated record. The transcript has a single exon. Lineage: Eukaryota; Fungi; Basidiomycota; Ustilaginomycetes; Ustilaginales; Ustilaginaceae.
AUGUCGAAAAACCGCUCGCUUCCACCUGCGCUUAAGCAGCUGCUGCAGCAGCCGACGUUUCCAGCUCGAGCAUCGAGGCUCUCAGCAUCGACGCAGCUUCCAGCUGGACGUUCUGCCAACCCCUCCCCCACGCCCAAGCUCGCCAGCGUCAGCCAGCACUUUCAGAGUCUGCAGGCAGAGGCCACGCAGAAGGGCAUCGGAUGGGGCGAGUGGAUCUCGAUCGCAACGGCCACGCUGUUCACGCUCAAUAACCCGGGGAGCUUGCAGGCGCUGCACCGCUUCGCCACCGGGCCCAAGACGGCGGAUCUCGAACACAGAACCAACGUUGCUCUCUUGAUGCGCGAAACAGGCCUCAAGUGUAUUGGCUUCAUCGGCAUCCCCAAAGUGAUCAACAACCUCGCAGCACUGCGAAAAGCGGUGGAAGAGGACUCACAGCUAGUGCAGGCGCUGCCGACACAACCAAGGAGACAGAUUGGCAAAGACCGCGUCGAGGGUGUUCACAAAGCGGCGUACGGACUCUGGGACGACAUUUACACUCCACACUCGGAGAAGCUCCUCAAGAUCCUCGGCACUUCGCAUCCGGAUCUGCCCGUCUUCAUCGUCGAGUCGGAGUACGGUCCGCUGUUCUCUUCGCCCGCUUCGUUUGCGCUGCCUUCCGACCCGGACUCUGUGAAAACGGAACCGAGUUGGGACGUCAAUCGUCUUCGCACGUCGCUGGUCGCCAUUUCGGCACUGAGAGCUCAAGGUGGCGUAGGUCCUCAAGUGACGAGUCACGUCUGGGGGCUCAUGAAGGCUAAGGACUCGAUCAAGCCGGAGGAUGCCAGCAAGCAGGGACUCGAGUGGUUGACCACGGAAGAAGGCGCGCUGUGGGUGGUGCGCACCGUUGACAGCAUCUGCCAAGCCGUCGAAGGAGCAGAGGAGUUUGAAGGACAAGGCAAGGAAAGCAAGCUCUGA